This is a messenger RNA of Aspergillus novofumigatus IBT 16806, 1503 nucleotides long. Its product is annotated as CYP40/PPID family peptidylprolyl isomerase. Gene Ontology annotation, biological process: protein peptidyl-prolyl isomerization; protein folding. Gene Ontology annotation, molecular function: peptidyl-prolyl cis-trans isomerase activity; protein binding. Gene Ontology annotation, cellular component: intracellular membrane-bounded organelle. The transcript has 5 exons. The record is from RefSeq and is a predicted model, not a curated record. NCBI's taxonomy places the organism in Eukaryota, Fungi, Ascomycota, Eurotiomycetes, Eurotiales, Aspergillaceae. Bases 1 to 1122 code for a protein of 373 amino acids.
AUGGCUGAGACUCAGCGUCGCCCUCGUGUCUACUUCGACAUUCAGAUUGGCAGCCAGAAGGCUGGCCGUGUUGCGCUUGAAUUGUUCAACGAUGUUGUUCCCAAGACCGCAGAGAACUUCCGCGCCCUUUGUACAGGCGAAAAGGGCGUGGGGAAGCAAGGGAAACCACUGAGCUACAAGGGAUCCAUUUUCCACCGUGUGAUCAAGCAGUUUAUGAUCCAGGGUGGUGACUUCACCAAUUUCAACGGAACUGGUGGUGAAUCCAUUUACGGCGAGAAAUUCCCAGAUGAGAACUUCGAGCUCAAGCACGACAGACCUUUCCUCCUCUCGAUGGCCAACUCUGGUCCCGGCACCAAUGGCAGCCAGUUUUUCAUCACCACUGUCCCAACCCCCCACCUGGACGGCAAGCACGUGGUCUUCGGUGAGGUGAUCAACGGAAAGAGUAUUGUUCGCAAGAUCGAGAAUAUGCCUACCCAAGCCGACAAGCCUACCGCCGACGUCACCAUCGUUGACUGCGGUGAGCUCUCCGGCGAGGACUACGAGAACGCCACCAAGCAGGUUGCCGAUGCCACUGGAGACCCGUACGAGGACUACCCCGAUGAUCACCAGGGCGAGGAGCUCAACGCUCAGGUCUGCUUCAAGAUCGCUUCCGAGCUGAAGAACUUUGGCAACACUGCUUUCAAGAGCGGCGACCUUGCCCUUGGCCUUGACAAGUACCAGAAGGGCCUGCGCUACCUGAACGAAUUUCCUGAUCCCGAUGAGAACGAUCCCAAGGACCUCGAGCCUCAGAUGAAAUCUCUUCGCUUCACUCUUCACUCCAACUCGUCCCUGCUCGCGAACAAGCUUGGUCAAUACAAGGAUGCCCAGAACUGGGCUACCUACGCCCUUGAAGUCGCCGACGCCGCCAACGCCAAGGAAGCAGAUAAAGCCAAGGCCUACUAUCGCCGCGCUGUCGCCUACAGUGGUCUGAAGGAGGAAGAUGGAGCGCUGAAGGAUCUCCAGGAGGCUUUGAAGUUGGCUCCCGGUGACGCUGGCAUUCUGAACGAGAUCGCCAAGGUCAAGAAGGCGAUCAAGGACCGUGAAGCCAAGGAGAAGGCCGCCGCUCGGAAGUUCUUCUCAUAAAGCAUCGGCGUCAUGGUUCAUCGGUCAAUGACUCAUGAUUUUAUGUAUUCUCUUUCGUUUUGCGCACAAAAGCGACGAUGCAUUUCCUUGCGGUUCCUCAGGAGCUGAUGGGGGUCUCUCGGCAAUGUUUUACCGGCUUUGAAACAUGGUGAUUGGCGCAUUGUGUUCGUUCUCGCGUGAUACGCCCAGCAAUUGUUCAACUAGCGUAUGAAUAAAAUAAUUCUAACGAGGAGUCGAGUAUAUGGGUCUCUGAAGCGAAUCGCAACUUGACGCUUUGUCUAUGUAGAUCACCAUCGGCUACCCGUCCUGCAAGCCGACAUGCGUCUUGCGGCCGGAGUUCGAUAUUCCGACAAUGGUAUACAGAUUCCGUGUGGUUUCAAU